AUGAGCAGCUUCCAUACUAGCUGUGAUUCAACUUUUUCUCCCUUCCAGCAUUCUUGGGCAUUUCCUCCCAAGCAAGAUGCUUUAUUCUCGAAGGAUUUGGUUCGUCAAUUUCCAUCUAUUCCGUUCUAUACUUUCAAAUUAUUAAUAGAUAGGACUUUAAAUCCUUACUUGAUCGAAUUUCUUCUUCCAGUUAAGAUUUUCCAAGCGGCUGGAUUAGGGCCAGCUCCUUCUUUCUGGGCGUCACACGUUGCUUCCAAGGGUGGUACCUGUAAAGGACAGAAACUUGGUGAACCUCGUUCCUCUGGUGUUUCAGGAAGGAUAAUUCUAGCCGGAAUUUUAACAGCAGCGGUGUUGCACCUUGUUACAAGGAUAAUAGCACGAGCAACUGUAGCUAAAGCACAGCUUUCGCCUUUCAUCGACUGUGUCUUUCAGCCAGUGGAUAGUAUGAUCACUCUAAUUCCACUACCGGCAGUGCUAUUGCUGUUUCUGCAAGAUUGGUUUUCUCGCUACACAUCACCGGCUGCUGAUUAUAGACUUAUUUUUUCUUCCUUCUACAUUAGUACCUUACGGAGCUUGGCUGCUAGUUGUCUCUUUGGCUAUUACAGCCUCAUGUUAAAGGAGGAUGUUGAAGUUAGAAAGCUAGCUCCUGGGUACUCUCAUACGGCGAUAAGUCGCUAG
This is a messenger RNA of Dentiscutata erythropus, 678 nucleotides long. The record is from the annotation of a GenBank genome assembly. NCBI's taxonomy places the organism in Eukaryota, Fungi, Glomeromycota, Glomeromycetes, Diversisporales, Gigasporaceae.